Haliotis rubra (blacklip abalone) is the source of this 3272-nucleotide messenger RNA. Its product is annotated as DCC-interacting protein 13-alpha-like. Gene Ontology annotation, molecular function: protein binding. Gene Ontology annotation, cellular component: cytoplasm; endosome membrane. The record is from RefSeq and is a predicted model, not a curated record. Lineage: Eukaryota; Metazoa; Mollusca; Gastropoda; Lepetellida; Haliotidae. Gene Ontology annotation, biological process: signaling.
UCGGCGGUAGAAUGUCAUGAAAACUACCGAAGACAGUAAACAACUACGAGAUAUAUUGCUCUCAGAUAAUAGCGCGGUAACAGUGGUCGACUAACUGUGUAUGUUUCAAAAUGCCUGACAUAGAGAAGUUACACUUAGAAGAGGCACUAGAAGACAGCCCUCAGACGCGGAGUCUCCUGUCGGUGUUUGAGAAGGAUGCUUUGAUUCUGAAGAAGUACACCAGCAACCUGCACAGCUGUUGCCAGAGAGUCAUGUCUGCUCAGAAUGAGCUGUGUGCAGCAACUCAGGCCCUAGCCCAGCAGCUCCGAACAUAUGAAGUGCAGAAAUUCCCCCUGGAAAGUGAAAACAGUAUUUUAACCACAACUCUCAAUCAGUUUGCAAGCUACCUUGAUGAUAUCAGUUCGGUCCAGCAGGUCUUAGCAUCUCAGUUCUCGGAGACAAUGAUGUACCCACUUAGCAAGUUCCUUCAGGCUGACAUGGAUGAAAUCAGCACAAUGUUUGAAAUGUUCCAGAUUGCAUCUCAUGAACACGAGCAGGCUUUAACAAAAUACAUGAAACUUCCCAGCAAGAAGGACAACGAGAAAGCCAGGGUUGAGGUUAACGAGGAGCUCUAUGCAAUGAGGAAAAAGUUCCAUCAGACCUCACUUCACUACUACUCAAGUCUGAAUGCUGUGCAGUACAAGCGGAGAUGUUUCCUCCUCGAGCCCAUCAUGGGGUACCUCCAUGCCCAGAGGUCCUUCUUUCAGAUGGGUCAGGAUGCCGUCUGCAAGCCGGAGAUUGAAAACUUCCUCACAAACAUAGCAGCAAGCGUUCAGAGUGUGCACCAGGAACUGUCAACGGAGACUCAGAAGACGGUUGAACUGAUAGACACAAUAGAGAAACAGAGCGCCCACUUGUACAAUGCAGAGCCACCUAUAGACAUGCCGUUUAUUCCGCCCAACACAGCACUCACUCAGAAGGCAGGAUAUCUCUUUCAACGAAUUAAACAAGCCCUCAUCACCACUAAGUGGGAACGGGUGUAUUUCUUCACACAAGGGGGCAACCUGAUGAGUCAGGCCAAGGAGGAGUUUGCUGGUAGUCUGGUGAUCGAUCUCAAUGAGGAGGGUGUGAUUGCCGAGCCAGGGACUGCAGACGAUCGCAGAUUUGUAUUUCAAGUUGUCUCUCCGGGAAACAAGAAAGCUUGUUUACUUCAAGCUGAGAACUACCGGGAGAGGGAUGAGUGGAUUGCGACAAUUAACAACAUUGUGAAGGACAGUGGAUAUGUUCGAGGCAAAGCUACUUCAAAGAAGAAAGAGCAGCAAGCUGUAUUGAUGAAGAAUCAGUCCACAGAUUCCGCUUCGGCUCCGGCUCCAGAGAAAGCAAGUCCUGUUCGUGCCAAUCAUUCCCAAUCAUCAACACCCGCUGCCACCCCGACGGACAAUUUUGUAAUCGACACUCCCAUACAGUUUGACCUGGUAUCACCUUCUGAUGAGAAUCGCCAAGUUACGUCGCCCCAAACCGGUCCACCAAAAAGAAUCAACCCAUUUGACCAGUCAUCAGUGGAUGUGUUAGACUCUCCAGUGGACAAUGCAGCUUUCUCUCAAUCCUUCACUGUCCGUUUUCUUGGAUCAAUGGAAGUAAAGUCAGACAGAGGGGAACAGCUGGUUCAUGGUACCAUGAGGCAGAUAUUGGCAGCCCGGGCAAUACACAACGUCUUCAAGAUGACAGAAUCCAGGCUGCUUGUUACAAACGAGUGCAUGAGAUUAAUUGAUCCCUCCAACAACACAAUUCGGGUGGAGUUUGCUCUCCCAGACAUAUCAUUCUGGUCUGUCCAUCAAGAUAAUCCCAGGUUGUUUGGGUUUAUCACGCGGAAUCGAUCUGAAGGCGGAGGUGUGACGUUUGCCUGUCACGUGUUCGAAAGCAACAACUCUGCAGAAGAGAUAUGUCAGGCAAUCAGUACGGCAACUAAGAUUGCAUUCCAAGCUAUCAUGGAGAAGAGGAGUGGCAAGAAGCCCUCCGUUAGCAAGGAAGUAGACAAGGAUAAGGAAAAGCGUCUACUACUUGAAAACAUACAGCGAAUGGAUGACAUUGACUCAAGCCAACCUCCACUCAGUCCAGAUGGGAAAUUCCUUAUUCUGUCCAGCCCUGACCAAUCAGAGGUCAGCCAGAUGCCAUCUGACCCAAACCCACCAGUAGCACAGUCCUGUGGUGAUGGAAAUGCUGACUUGGAGGGAGCCGAGUCCGAAGCGUAAACAACCAUGGGCUAUCUUGAUUGGCCAAUGUAUGCAGCCAUGUUGUAAUCUGAUCUAGUUGAACAAGAUGAUAUCAUUCUGUGAUAGAGAUAGCGUUGGAUCCUGUCAGUAUAACCAAUUGACACUAUAUUCGAAAUGAAAAGGCAACACGUUAAGUAACAAAUCUUUUCCAUUUUCUUUUAUGAUGUGACAUUUAGCUAGAUCCUGAUUCAUUUCGGUUUGGUUGUCAGUGUUAGAAAUUAAUUGAAAUAAGAUCUUUAAUUCCAAUAGCUCCUCCUCGCCUGAAGAAGGUUGCAUCCGGUGAGCCAAGUGUAACCUUUGACCGACCAAUCUAAACGAACUAUGUAUGGGUUCUUGAGUCCGUUAGACAUAAGUCUUUCUGGUUUGCCUUAAUUUCUUCAUGUUUGGAAAUUUUAGUUUUUAUCGAAAGAAUAAUCAGAGAACACAGAUAUCCCUUUGACAAUCCCUUUUGGAAGUAGAUGUUGGGGCAUUGAGAAAUGAUACUGGCUUGGCAUUUAUUAUUAUCCCCCGCCGCGCGUUUAGCGCAAAGCGGGGGAUAUAGUAUUAGGCUCCGUCCGUCCGUACGUACGAAUUGGAAUAUCUUAAGAACCGUUAACUGGAUUCUUUUCAUAUUUGGUACCUAGGUUCAUCACAGUAAAAAGCUCACCUGGUGUCACCUUCAAUGUUCAGGUCUUCAGUUAGUGAUGUAGAUUAAGUAAGACUCAUUAUUUCUUGACACGUUUCCAUUUUAAAAGACACACUGUAUUAAGUCAGUGUUUGUGACACUGGAGAACAAAGCUGACCUGAUCAGUUUUCAGUGAUGAAAGUAACUAACGAAUGGCCAGAUCAUGUUCACUGGGGCAAGGAAAUGACUCUGACCUGUUUGAGAGGCAUUCUAGAAGUAAUAGGAAUGACAAGUCUUAUGGAUGACCAAAUUCUUUAUUGUACAACAGAGACGUAUUCGGUAUAGAUACUUAUACCAUUUUCAAGCAUGCUUGGAGGCGGUGGGGUAGCCUAAUGGUUAAAGCAUUGGCUCGUCAC